Molecule: messenger RNA, 539 nt
Organism: Phasianus colchicus (ring-necked pheasant)
Lineage: Eukaryota; Metazoa; Chordata; Aves; Galliformes; Phasianidae
Gene: RPL39
Product: ribosomal protein L39
Biological process (GO): translation
Cellular component (GO): ribosome; cytosolic large ribosomal subunit
Molecular function (GO): structural constituent of ribosome
Source: RefSeq, a predicted model, not a curated record
GGGGCGCUGUGCUCACGGCCCCGCGCCGCCGCCCCGCCCUCGCCCCGCCCCUUCCGCCUCUUCCGCAGCCGCCAUCUCCGCGUCGCCGUGCCGCGCAGCGCUAUGUCGUCUCACAAGACCUUCAAGAUCAAACGCUUCCUCGCCAAGAAGCAGAAGCAGAACCGGCCCAUUCCGCAAUGGAUUCGCAUGAAAACGGGCAAUAAGAUCAGGUACAACUCCAAAAGGAGACACUGGAGAAGGACCAAACUGGGCUUGUAAGAGGGACUGUCUCCUGGGAGCUCUAAUAACACUUGUCUUUCUGCAUCAGAUUGAUACACCCCAAACGCUGAUCAACAACCCUCAAGUCAUUCCUUCUGUAGUGCUGGACUGCAGUGCUCAGUUCUUGUUCCAUGAGCCAAUCCAGGCUCAUGAUAUUAACAGGAAUCUCAAAGCAUUUGGUAUCUGAAACAUGAAGACUGUGUUCUAUUAGUGUUCUUUCUUUCAGGCAUCAUAAGUAUUAACAGUGUACGGGCUUGUUAAUAAAUAUGGACCUGAAUGAA